CGCUGCCCGCUCCUUCUCUCGCGCGGCAACUCGCUCGCACCCACCCCCGCGCCCGAUCGACAACGUUCCGCCUCCGGACAAACAAACGGACAAGUUUUAAUGUUUUGCUCACAAAGUGUAUGAUUAAACGCGGAGAGCGGCGGAGAGAGUCGGCCGUAAGUUAUUGAUUUUCCCCGACCGAACCCCUGUCGACUACGCGGCUCGCGGUACGGUGCCGGAGCGCUACGCGAAUGUUCCACUUUUCAACUCUUUAUAAACAACGUUGAAACUACUUUUGGCAUAUCAUAGGUACUUGAAAUUACUUUUUUUAGAUAAUUAAAAUACUUUUUUAUACCCGGGAAGCGUCGAUAAGUUGUUAAAGUGAGUUUGUUGUGAGAAAAGUUAGUGGUGGCUGCGCGACCGUACCGCGAGCCGCACAAGUCGCGCACCCUACAACUUCACGUCGCUCUACGUUCCGAAGUUAACGCAAAGUUCCGCCAUUUUGGAACAUGCUCACAACCCACUUGUUUUAUAAAGAAACUUUUUAUUAAUUCCUGUGGGCCGCGGAGUGUCAGUAAGAUGUUUUGAGGUUAUGCUGAAAGGCGAAACACUGUUUUCUGACUCGGAGGCCGUGUUAUAGUGCUGCUGUGACUGUGUACGCGACAAAUGAUAGUGUUUCAGUGGAUUUAAGAUAUUGUUUUGAAGUGUAACUCGAGUGACGUUCGUAUGAUGCUGUUGUAAUUUGUGUUUACUUCUGGCGGCUGCUAGGAGGACGCUACAAUCACUUUUUGACCUUGCUUAUGGCCCGGGUACGCGAAUAAGUGACAGAAUGUCACGCAAAUCCCGGCAGGGGUACAGCAUCCGUCACCUGCUCCAGUUGCCGAAUGCGCCACGCAGCCCGCCCGCCGCGCCGGCGCACCCUCCCGCGCCCUGCGUCAAGGCUUCGUUACGGCAUCGGAUGCCAUCGCCAUCAGAUCAAGAUGCGCGUGACUGCAACGAAGACGACGGGAAGAAGGAGGAUGAGGAACUAUAUCUACAACAGAUAACACACAAACUAUUCAGGCCGUCCACUUCGAAAGUGACGGCGCCGCUGAACGCGCAGCCUAAUCUCUCGCAAAUCAACAAACGGCGGUUGGAGUUUGGCGUAGAUGUAGAGACAUUCAAGCUGAACGACCGGCGCCUGGAUCGGAUCAGCAGUGAAGGCUCCAUGGAUGAGGAAGAGGUGAUCAACAAACGACGGCGAAGACUGCUAGAUGACGAGCGAAGAGACGAACUUGACUUAAGAUGUCGUGCCAUGCCCAUGCUGCGGCCGCACACCAUCCGACAAACUGACGUCGACGAUGAAACGCUUAUCAAAGAAACACAAGCCGCGCUUAUAACACUCUCAGGGAGCUGGCCUCGCGAGCAAGCCGCACAGCACAGCGGCGACGAAAACGAAGAUGCGAAUGGCUUCGAAAACCUAUUCACUGAUAAACGUUCUGAAAAAAUGUUACCUACUUCCCCGACGCCGUCUUCGGAAAGUGCGGACGGAUCACACAAAAGUUAUUCAAUGCGAUAUCCGCCCGAGGAACACGAUUUAAACGGCACCAGCGAAAUGGAAGACAAAAUAAACAGGGCGAGGGAGAGAAAUGAAGAUUACGACAGGCAGAGCAAACAUUCCAACAACUACGACGGACCCAACUUCGAUGAACUUGGCGACUCGUCUUCCAACGAACUUGAGAUAGACAUGUCCGACAGAUGUGACGAUAAAUAUGACGUCGACAUCGACAUGAAACCGAAACGGAAAAGCGAAGUGGUAUCAGUUAAUAAGCAGUCAUUAUACAACGCUUACAAGGCGGCCACUGCGGCUUUACCUUAUUCAACGCAGUCCGCUUUUAAACCACCGGCAGAAGUAAAGCACAGGAUUCACGGAGCGACUCUUCCCAGCGAACCUUUCGGCGGUUAUUCGAACGACCACGAUAAGAGUUCCAUUCACAAGGGCUCGAAGCAGUAUACGGUGCUGCAGCCGGCCGGCGCUGGGUCCCGCGCGGCGACGGCGCUGCAGGAGGCGCGCACGGUGCCCUCAGCGCAGCCGGCGCGCGACUCCCGCCCGCUCUCCGCGCUCUCCCCGCCGGUCGUCAGAGAAGGCAACAAGUGUCCCACACCGGGGUGCAAUGGGCAGGGCCACGUCACCGGCCUUUACACACACCACAGGAGUCUGUCAGGAUGCCCAAGAAAGGAUAAAGUCACACCUGAGAUAUUGGCGUUGCACGAAACGAUCUUGAAGUGCCCGACGCCGGGGUGCAACGGCCGAGGCCACGUGAGCUCCAACAGGAGCACGCACCGCUCCUUGUCCGGGUGUCCGACCGCCGCCGCGCGGAAAGCCGCCGCCAGGUCGCAAAGAGCUAGACCACAAGUGCCUAUAUCAACUGCGAUCACGAUAUCGAGCGAGUGCGUGCCGAGCGCGCGAGGCGGCGAGCGGGAGCAGGCGCCGUCGCCGCACAGUCCCGCCGUGAAGCGCGAGGCUGCCGAGCUGCUGGUGCCGAAGCGCGAGGCCGCCGAGCCCGAGCGCGACUCCCCCGGCAUGGAGACGCGCCACGCCGGCUACGGCGCGCCCACCGACCAGCGCUCGCCGUACGACCGGCCGCCCGACGAUCACGUCCGCUCCUACAGUCAAAUGAACGAGGCGCGGUACGGUUACGAGACGCGGUGCUAUGAGGGCGCGCCGGCGUUCGAGCGGUACGACCCGCAGUGUCCGCAGCGGCCGUACGGGUGGGAGGAGGAGCGCUACCACGAUCCACACUUACCCACGCCCAUGAAGACCGACCAGUCCGAGCAGGAGACCACCUCCGGGCCGAUAUACCCUAGACCAAUGUACCACUACGAAACUGGUGGUGGGGUGGGCGCUGUGAGCGCGAUGGGCCCCGGCGUGCCCCCCGGCUUCUCCGCGAUCAACCUCUCGGUGAAGAUCGCGGCGGCGCAGGCGCAGCGGCCACGCAGCCCCACACCUAGGGAUCCCAGGGAUCCGCGUCCGGCCAUAGAUCUGUCAAGUUCUAGUGGUAGUCCACAGGGUCCCUACGCCUCGCCGGUGUACACGAGCGCGGGCGGCGGAAGCGCGGGCGGCGCGCGCGGUAGCCCGCAGCCGGGAGCCUCGCCCCAACUCACCGCCAGCCCCCAAGUGCCCAGUCCGCAGGGCCAGACCCUUGACCUUAGCGUGUCCCGUUUACCACAUAGUCGCGGCUUUCCUGGCGCCGUAUCGUAUAGUCGAGAAUCAACGCCGGACAGCGGCGGCAGCCAUCCUUACCUAGAAGCUUAUCAUCGAGACACAGCUGGAUAUGGAGGUGUAAGUCCGCACCCAGUGGCCAGUUACGGGCUGGGCCAGCCGGACUACGCGGCGGCGGCUGCUGCAGCGGGGUACGGUGGCUACCAGUACCAGUGUGGCGCGUACCCUCCUCCUCCCGCGUACCCCCCGCACGCCCCUCCGUACUCGCCGCCGUGCUACAUGCCGCCGCCGCACGCGCCGCACGACAAACCCAAGGACAGCAGCUUGUCCGGGUGCCCGCGCGCCGACCGCUCACAGCUGCAGCCGCACUCGCAGGAGCUCAAGUGUCCGACGCCGGGCUGCGACGGCUCCGGCCACGUCACCGGCAACUACUCCUCGCACCGCUCGCUUUCAGGCUGUCCCAGGGCCAACAAGCCCAAGAGCAAACCCAGGGACGGACAAGACUCCGAGCCACUCAGUGCCUCCGGCUGCCCGAUCGCGAAUCGAAAUAAAAUGCGAGUAUUGGAAAGUGGUGGUACAGUGGAACAACACAAAGCAGCUGUAGCGGCGGCAGCGUCAGCCAUCAAGUUCGACGGAGUCAACUGUCCAACUCCUGGAUGCGACGGCUCGGGGCACAUCAACGGCUCCUUCCUCACGCAUCGCUCGCUGUCCGGCUGCCCUGUGGCAGGCGCCGCCACUCCCACUCCGCAGCCAAAGAAACCUAAAUAUCCGGACGACAUCACACCCCUAUAUCCCAAACCGUAUUCAGGUAUGGAGAUGAACAUGCAAACGGGAAACGGUGAGGACCUGAUGACCCUCGAACAGGAAAUAACGGAACUGCAGCGCGAGAAUGCACGCGUUGAGUCACAGAUGAUGCGCCUCAAGUCAGACAUCAACGCGAUGGAAACACAACUCACUCAUGGCGAAAGGGAGAACCAGCUGAUAUCGCAGCGCAACAAUAACUUGAACGAGUAUUACGAGAGUCUUCGCAACAACGUGAUCACGCUGUUGGAGCACGUGAGAAUCCCCGGCGGCGGCACGGCCCCGGUGUCGACGGCGGGAGGCACGCCCGGCGCGCCGCCGCCGCCUGGCCCCGGAGAGAAGCCCGCGCACGACAACUUCGACUCGUACCUCACCAAGCUGCAAACCCUCUGCUCGCCCGACGGCUACUGCCCUGAUGAGAACCGACCCAUAUACGAAACGGUCAAAAAUGCGCUGCAGGACUUCACAGUGCUCCCCACGCCCAUUUAAGGUUCACAAAGCGCCGCCGAAUCUGAGCGACAGUGAAGUGGACGAUUGACGGUAACGAUCGGCGGAGCUUACAUUCAUAAAGGACUGAUGCGGACUUAGUGCAAUUUCUGUUGUUACGUGUUAAAGUAAUCCAUACCAAAGAUUUUUGCAACAGUGCUCGGGGUAAACCAAAGGAAGAUUUAGUGGACAGAGACUGACGGCCCGCAUUUUGGGCUCGUGCAGACGAGUAUUCGUGUUCUACUAUUAGGUAACGAUGUCUAUUUUGUAAACCGUUGUAUACGAUGUGUGACUUCUUUAAGACAUCACAUUUAAAGAUCGAAAGUACGUUCGACUUAUUAUCACUAAGCUGGACUUAUAUAGACCUAAAUAAAUUUUAAACACUGUUACUCAUAUGCUUAAAUUUAAUGUAAUUGUUAGGAAGAAGUUUAUACUAUUGUACGUACGUAAGCGAUUUUAGCCACACAAGCACAUGAAGAUAUCGUUUGAAUGUAUAUAUUGUAACUAUGUUUCGAUAUAAUGUAUAUGUUAUGGUUUAAAAUAAAUCCAAGCGCCGCGCCGCGCUGCGCCGCGUCCGUGCGCGCGUGGCGGCAUUUUUAGUAAAUUUAUAAAUCCAUAACAGACUCAGAUUUUUAUCGAACAGGAAAAUAAAUAGUAGUGAAUAAGGAAAAAUUGUUAAUCUGUCUUAAAAGUUCAUAAUACUGGGAAUGUGCCAAAUGCUUUUCGAUUUACAGCAACUCCCGACCGCUGAUGUAUGUAAGACUAAAAUAAUGAGAUAUAAAUAUGAACGGUGUAAACUAAAAUAACGACUCUUUAGAGGGCAUUCUAGUCAGUUUUGUAAAUAAAAUUGUGAAUAAUGAUAGUUGUCACGUCGUAGGGACGUUUUUAUUUGUAUUAGAAAAUAAUAAGAUCUCAUUAGAUCGUGUAAGUUAAUUCAGUCAUUAAUUGAUAAUCAAUUUUAGGUAUAAAUGAAGUGCAUACUUUCUUUGUUAGCCAAUGUUCACUCGCUGUGAUUAUGUUACGUGUUGAUUAUUUAUUGUUACCGUCACGGAAUGUGAUAGCUUAAUUGAAAAGUUAACGUUAAUUUGCUGUUUUAAGUUUAUGCGUUUAACAGACAUACAUUAUAUGUAUGGGCAAUCUUUACAGUCAAAUAUAAACUUCUAUUCGUAUAACUGAAUGUUUCGGCAGUCCAAUCCACGCCUAACUACCUAGCUUAUCGUGAAAACAUUGUUUGGAGAAGUUGAAUAGUACACAGGAAUAUACUUAUUCGCAUUUAAAUACUAAAACUUAUUACUACGUUACUACUCUGAUUGUCAUAUACGUUUCUGUAAAAUAUUGAGUAUGUGUUGUUAAUGAAAAUAAAAAUAAUAAAUACCAGGAUUAUUUGA
Molecule: messenger RNA, 5856 nt
Organism: Manduca sexta (tobacco hornworm)
Lineage: Eukaryota; Metazoa; Arthropoda; Insecta; Lepidoptera; Sphingidae
Exons: 19
Coding region: 809-4471 (1220 amino acids)
Biological process (GO): regulation of transcription by RNA polymerase II
Cellular component (GO): nucleus
Molecular function (GO): zinc ion binding; RNA polymerase II cis-regulatory region sequence-specific DNA binding; DNA-binding transcription factor activity, RNA polymerase II-specific
Source: RefSeq, a predicted model, not a curated record